CUAUUUGUUGUGAGCCCGCCAGGGCGUCUGUCUGCGUUUGUCUAGCGGCCUAUUGGUCUGGUUCCUGAACCUCUGUGUCCACUUGACCGCUUCGUUGACAGACAUGCCCUCUUUGCGCCGGUUCACAAAGUCCAUAGCCUCGCCACAAGUCGCCAAUCGUCUCCUGCACACACACACACACACACACGCGUGUCACAAAUACGAAUAGAGACACACAAAUGUGCGUUUGCCGUCUGUCUUCAUCUCACUUGUUUAUGGCCCUGAUGGUCUCUGAGACGUCCUGUGCACCGAUGGCGCCACGACUGUGCAGGUGAUCAAAAGCACGACGCUGCACACCAUACACAAGACGACAAGCACACAACGCAUGUAUUCUCCACAUGUCUCCCUCUCUCACCGUCUGUGUCCUGGAGGUCUGUUCCUCCUGGUGCGCCCGCAGCCUUGCAGACAUCGGGGAGCCGCUCGGCGACCGGCGCUUUUUUGCGCCGCCUUCCACUGUGCUGCGCCUGGCUGUUGCUGCAGUGGCAGGCCUGCCGUCGUCACUCGACAGCUCGGCCAGCGGCUUUUCCCCUGGCAAGUAGCCCCCCCUCAUCCUCUCGCGAGUGACAUGCAUGUCCGCACGCACAUAGGCGCGCAGCUCUUGCUGAGGUGAUCGGACACAGAUAGAGGAAUGGGAGGAGACAUACACGUGAGCGGCUGCUUAGGGCUGAUUUUCUUACUUCAUAUGGCUGGUUCUUGAUGGCCACGCGGCUUCGAGUGCCCUUCGGCCCCAGGAUUCUCUCCAGCUCCCGCAUACUAGACGAGCGUCUCGGUGGCGUCAGCUCAGAGACGUCAGCAAGCCGCUGGUGCAGGUGGUCAACCAUGUCAUUCAAACUGCUGCCAGGGCGACUGGUGGUCUCUUUGGAAGUGGCUGCCUCCUCCAGACCUUCGAGAAGUCCGUGCUUCGGCCGACCUCGCUUAUCGAAGAACUCCAGUGACGAUGCUGACCGCAAAAUGGGUGGCUUUUCCUCCUGCUGCUGCUGCUGCCAGGUCACAACACGCGCUGAUGGUGUGGUUACUGCAGCGGGUGCAUCGGGAGAUUCCAGCUCUGGUGGCUUCUCCUCCUCUUCUGUUGUCUCGCGGACAGUGGGGGUUGUCUGUGGCCGUGCUGCAGGGGGCACCACUGUGAUGAUCUGGCGCGUCCAUGGCCGGGAGAAGACCAGGCCUGUUGGCGGCCGUGUGCUGCAUUCAUGCGAAGAUACUAUGUAUGGCUCGUUAUGGGUGGUGUGGUGUGUCAGUACCUCUCUGUGAGGCCGGGUGUGGGUUGCCUCAUGUCUGUGUCCACUGCUCUCGUGUACCUACACGAAGAAGCACACACUCACACGAGCACCGUCAAAUAGUGGAGUGGCUUGGCAUUCGUCUGUCAACCUACCCUCUCUUGGUGAGAAGCCUCUCCAGCUCGUUGUCCUCAACAGCCGUGGGCUCCAUUGGCGAUGGCUCUCCCGCCCCGGCAUCGAUAUCUCUUGGGUGUGCCCCGCCGCCCCCGCCGCCCUUGGUAGAGAACGACAUCAGUCGGCCCCUCGACUGACUACGGCUGCGAGGCAGACCAAGUGCUGUCUGCGCUCGCCGCCUCUCUGCCUGUUGAGGUUGUUGAUCCUCUUGCCACCGCAGUCGAGUGCCGGCUCUGUGAGGCUCGCCUUCCGCCCCUGAUGCUGUCUCGCUUUGUACGACGCUGCCACUGCUGCUGGCGAGAGAUCUCUCCCUCUCUCGCGCUGAUUGUACGGUUGGGGUGUGUUGUGUGUCUGUGAGAACACGGAUGGCUGGGGCCGUCUUGCGUCUGGGGCGGGGCGGCUCGCGAAUGAUGAACAGGCGGGACAGCAGGCCGGCCGCUCGGAACCUGAGCAGCCGCUCCACCCUCUCCAUUUUCUCCUCUGUCGUUAGUUGGACACACACAUAGAGAGACAGAGGAGGAAGAGGUGUCGAUCAGUCGAAAGCCAUGAAGGUGUGAAUGACUGGAAUCACUAUGCCCACCGAGCCUCUGUCGUGUUUGGAGGCAGUAUGCGAGCUGGUCAGUCUCGGCUUUGCUGACCACCUCUUGCUGCCUCUGCUGCAGGGUGGCCGCCUGCGCCUGCCUGCAGAUGAACAAGCAAACGACACACGAAACAUAGAGAUCGUUUUGACUCCAUCUGUCCAUUCACCCAUCCAUCCGACUUGGCGACUUGCUUGAGUGUGGCUUGUUUGCGCAUUUGAGCUCUCCGCUGCCGCAGCUGCAGCACACGCAUCGCCUCGCGACGCAGCCUCUGCACACAGAGAGACGGAGAGAUAGACGGGAAUGAGGUCCAGACAGCCAUUCAGCUGCUGGUGCUGCUCACAGUGUGCUCAGCGAGCUUGCCGAGGGCGGUGGUCAGGUGCUGCAUGUACGCCUCACGACGAGCCGCGCGCCAAUACUGAGAACAAGAGCCACCACCUACACAUAUGCCAUUGUUCUCCGCAUGCUCACGUUUUGGUCGUCUUCCUUGACGACCGCCCAUUGUUUGAAGUUGGCUCGUCUUUGGUGCAGUCGAUGCGCCCUCUGGUGGUGCGUGGCUAGCGACUGCUCCUCCUUGCGCUUGAGGCACCGCUGCCGCCUCUGUGUCGCAUUAAGAUACAAACGAUUAGGUGCGUGUGUGGGUUGUUUGUCUGUCACUCGCUCACUCACUCACUCACCCACCCACUGACUCACGUGUUCAGCUUCCUCCGUUCGGCGCUGUCGCUCUUGACGAACCUCCUCGGCAAUCUCCCUUCGGCGCCUCUCUGCACACACGAUACACUCUCUAUGAGACACGAAUCUGUCUACGCGUCUUGUCUCUAUGAUACAUGUAUACAUAAAUGAAUGAAAACAUACAUACAUACCUCCGUGCUUCUGCUUGAGGUGGUAUACUUCCAGUGCCUGCCUGUCCUGCCGCUCCUCCCUCUUGCGUAUCCUUUCCAGCCGCCGCGCCACACGCUCACCUACACUCAUCUCCGUCUCGUCGACACUGCGCCGCAGCAGCAGAGUGGGCAGCACCGCCGUCAGGGCAGUGCUGCUCAUGGCGUCAGAGUCCAUUCUGGUGUCCAUGCGUGAGGGGAAGGCCAUGAAGGCGGGCAGCACCGACUGGCGGGGGAGAGAGCCGCGUGUCGGCGGGGGGAGGGAGGAGGGGCGGCGGGAGGACAUGGAUGGCAGCUUCUGCAUACACAUAUCACCUUUCGCCUCACACAGACUCGUUCAUACAUAAGGGUGCAAGAGCGCAUCUUGUCCCUCCCUGCCUCGCCUCUGUGUGUACCUACCAUGGUGACGAUUGAUCCCCGAUGUUCGCUCUUCCUGGCCUUGAUCUUGACGGUGCUCCGCUUCGCAUCGGCCCUCGCUUUGUCGUCAUCUGCCUCCUUCCCGCCCCAUGACCGAGACGUCCCCAGAUACCGCAGGCGCCUCUGCCUGGCCGUCCGGUCGGUCAGUCGCUGCAUCGCCUCGGCCUGCUCCAGCACCCUCGUCCGCUCCUCGUAGCCCCGCUUCAGCUCCUCCGCGAAGUCAUAAUACUCGGCUGGCGCCUCGUCCCACGCAUAAACACGGGCAUGCUUGCCCCAUCCUCUCACCCGCCGCUGCUGCUGUGUGUACGGGGCUGAGCCUUCUUGUGAGAUGCCUGACGAGCGGCGUCUGGAUGCUGCUCGCAGACGCUGCGCCUUGUUGCGCCACUUCAGCUGGAUGGAGCGGAUGGACCGAUUCAAGAGGGUGCUCUUGGUGCGCUGCACCAUCUGCCAAGGCCAACCAGCAUGACACACACACGACUGUUAGGUGAUGUCUCGACCGGCGAGGCACCGUACCUGUCUGCGUAUCUCUCUGUCGGCCACUGACCGCUGCUUCUGUCGCUCCUUGUGCCGCAGUGAGGCCUGGUACUGGGUCUCUCGCCGCCGGCGGACCUGUGUGUAGGCAUCCACACAAGACAGACAGACAGACAGACAGACAGAGAGAGAGAGACAGACCAUCCCAUGCAUGCAUCCCCUGGUCUGGUCACCUGUUCCGUCUCUGCUCUGAUCGACAUCUGCCUCGAUUCAUUGAGGCGGCGCCUCUCAGCUGCAUCGGCAGCGCGGCCUGCAGCACUCACGCUAUCCCGCCCUCUCCCCCAAGCCACCACCUCCGACACGUGUUGUCCAGCUGGGGCCGUCCUGGGAGGCGAAGGGACCCGGAAGCGGCGCUGGGCGGCAGCCUCUGCGGCGUCCUGCUGGAUGGCUUCCUCGAUGAGGGCAUCGAUGAAUGUCGAUGGCUCCUCUCCAGAAGACGUAUCUGGUGACUCAUCCAAGAGGUCUGCCUGCAGCUCCUUGAGCUUGGUGAACUCGCGAAGAAGCGCCGCGUGCAU
This is a messenger RNA of Vitrella brassicaformis, 4346 nucleotides long. NCBI's taxonomy places the organism in Eukaryota, Vitrellaceae. The record is from the annotation of a GenBank genome assembly.